Messenger RNA from Lingula anatina, 3278 nucleotides. RefSeq names its product E3 ubiquitin-protein ligase ZNF598. Gene Ontology annotation, biological process: protein ubiquitination; rescue of stalled cytosolic ribosome. Lineage: Eukaryota; Metazoa; Brachiopoda; Lingulata; Lingulida; Lingulidae. The record is from RefSeq and is a predicted model, not a curated record. Gene Ontology annotation, molecular function: ubiquitin protein ligase activity; ribosome binding.
GAGCCACCAACAUCCGGGUAUUUAUAUCUCGGCGCCAUGCUCUAUGUUACAUAUCCACUAGCUAGCAGACGGUUUUACUUCGCAGUACACAGAAAGAUUAAUAUUUAAUUGAUUAGAAAACGGCAUUCAGGAUCAUGUCUUCAAAGACCACGGAUAAUACCCAGGACGUUUGUCCUCUCUGUAACGAAGAGAUCAAGUAUUUUGCGAUUGGAAAAUGUAAUCAUCCUGUGUGUUUCAAAUGUGCUACCCGAAUGAGGGUCUUGUGCCAGCAGAACUAUUGCGCUAUUUGUCGAGCUGAAUUACAAAAGAUGAUCUACUCUUCGAAGCCACAUCGUUAUGAUAGCUUUAUCUUACAUCAGCUCACUGCUGCCAGAAAAUACAAUAUUUACUUCGAAACCAGGGCUAUUCAAAAUACCUUCUAUGAAAUACAAGAACACAAAUGUCCAAUAUGUAAAGACAGAAAACCUGACAGAACGUUUCAGCAAAUGAGAGAUCAUAUGAGGAGAGAUCAUGGAAGGCAGUAUUGUGAUUUAUGUGUCAAUCAUCUAACGAUAUUUUCAUCAGAGAGGAAACACUAUGACAGAAAAGAUCUGGCUACUCACCGCAGACUUGGGGAUGUUGAUGACAAGUCAUACAAAGGCCACCCAAACUGUGAAUUCUGUGAUGUGCGUUACUUUGAUAAUGAUGAACUACUGAAGCAUCUUAGGAAAGAUCACUAUUUCUGUCAUUUUUGUGAUACAGAUGGACUACAAGACUAUUUUGAAAACUACAAGGAUCUUCAAGAUCACUUUAGGGGACAGCACUAUCUUUGUGAAGAGGAUGAAUGCAGGGGCGUUCAAUUCACCAAUGCAUUUAGAAGUGACAUAGAUCUGAGAGCCCAUAAGGCCACUGAACACACUAAAGCAAUGAAAAAAGCUCAGGCUAGGCAAGCUAGAACCUUGGACAUAGAAUUCAAUUAUGCACCAAGAGAAAGUCACAGAGGCAGAGGAAGAGGUGUUAUAAGCAGAGAAGACUACCAAGAAGUCAUAAAUAAUGCAGAAAAGCAAUUAAAACAGGCACAGAAUAGGGGACAUGGGAAAGGGAGGAUGGAUACUGAACUGGAAGCAGGUAUACAAGCAUCCAUGGCAGACAUGGAAAAGAAGGCAAAGUCGCGCAAAAGUAAGAGAGAUUCUGAAGAAGCUGGAACACAGUUUAAGCGUACUUCAGCUGACUUCCCAUCCUUGAGAGAUGAAGACACUGCGACUAAUAGUGAGACAGACUCCCAAGCACCUGUUCAGUCAAAAACUAGUUCAAUGGCACAGAGGUUUGCAAUGGCUAAUAACUUCUCAGUUGCUGAAGGUGGAUUGACUCAAGAGGAAUUUCCAUCUCUUGGAGGCAGCAGUAAGAGCAAUAGUACUAUAAGGAAAGUACCUGUUAAAAAUCAACAGGCUUGGAUUAAUACAAAGGCAUCUUUAGAAGAAGAUUUUCCUGCUUUAGGUCCAGGAGAUGGGGCACCGUCUAUCACAAAACAAAUGUCCAAGGUGAAACAGAGACCUAGUAAUGCACCCACUGUGAUAGGAAAUAUUGCUUUGAAGAACACUCAGUUAAAAAGUAGUCUGCCUCGUCCUUCAAGUUUAAAAGAAAUAUCCUCAUUGGUAGCCGAGGAAGAUUUUCCUUCACUGGGCAAAUCUGACCCCCAGAUUGUACUCAAUACUAAGUGGGUGAAACCAGUAAAAGAAGCAGAGAAAGAAGAUGAGGUUCCUUUCAUGAAAGUAUCCACCAAAAAGAAGAAAAAGAAAAAUAAAGCUGCAGGCACAGAUUGUCAGAAAACAUCUGAGGAACAGAAAAGUCACGGAAAAACUGAAUAUACUGAGAGUUCUAGUUCUAGUUUAGAAAACAAGGAGCCUCUGGAAAAGAAAAAGAAGUCUUCCAAAAAAGAAAAUAAAAAGGAAGAAAAUGAUGCUGCAAAAGAAGAAUCUGGCUUUGAUCUAUACAACUUGCCCUUCAAAAAGCCUUCACCACCACCACCACCAGAGGAAAAGCCACUUAUAGUAUACAAGUCUGUUUCAAAGAAUCCACCACAGCCACAGAUUCAACGAAAUUUAGAUGCUGACUUUCCUAGUUUAUUGAGCACUGUCCAACAGCCAAGUAAACCACCACCUGGGUUUAGUAAGGGCGAUAGCUGUGCCACUAACUUCAGCAGGCCUCCCCCAGGAUUUAAUAAAACAGUUGCCAAUCCCCCACCUGGCUUCACAAGCCCACAAGUACCCAAACCACCACCUGGCUUCUCAAACCCACUGAACAGUGUGGAAAAUAUUUCGAAACAAGAUAAGGUGACAUUGUCUUACAUACAGCCUGCUGAUUUCAAGCAAAGAAAUCAGAAGUUGAUGAAAUUAAUUUUAGACGGCCUCCAGGAUGAAGUUAAGUUUGGGAAGUUUAAAGGGUGGUCUGGUGAAUUUAGGAAAGGUUUACUGCAAGCAGGAGAAUACUACAGACAUUGCCAAGAUCUGUUUGGGGAGAAACAAUUUGACACAAUUUUCCCAGAACUAGUCACUUUACUGCCAGACGUAUCUAAACAGAAUGAGCUACUAGAAGUCUACAAUACUGCAGUUGAUAAGAAAAAGAGUGAUGUGCUUCAGAUUCGUGCCAAGAAAAAAGGGUGGGCCUCUGGAAAUGCGGUGCUUUUUACUCCUUGCCAUAUAUGUAAUCAGGUUCUCUUAAAGGAAGACUCUGAAAUGCAUUUGGCAGCUCACGGUUUACAUACAGACUUUCCAUCUUUAGGUGGGAUAGCAGCUUCAUUGUCUAGUGCAAAAAAGUGAUUAUCUGCUAGUAAAUAUGGUUUCUAACUGACAUAAUAUUAUUUGUAUUUACAUGGUGUGAUAGUAUUGUACUUAAAAUCAAGUUCCUGGAAGGUAAUUAUUCAAAUAAUGAACUUUACAAUUGAAUCAGAUUGUAAUAUCAUCAGUUUUUACAGUUGAUUUGGAAUAUCUUAGAUUUAAACUUUUUGUUUUGCUUAUCUCUUAAGUAGUAUGAACAUAAAUUUACAUAAAUAUAACUUGUCUUUUAUAGUUAUGAUUAAGCAAAGGUAAAGUCAUUAUUACUUACUGGGUAUGUGGCAUUUGCUUUCAAAUUUACAGGACUUUUUAUAAGGGUGAACUUUUGGCUUACUCUCCAGCAGUUGUAUUGAGUACACCUGUUACUUACAGAACUACUAGUAAAGCAGUGAAUGAAUUAUUUAUCAGCAGUGAUCUUGUAUACUGCAAUUAAGGAUAUCAUUACAAUAAAGGUUGGUGUUACAA